AUGUCUAUAACUUCUCUCGACGCUGAAUAUCCGAAGACGCCACAGGAAUACAUCGACAUGAUCAUCGAUCGUCACAACAUGACCCGUCUACAGCGGUUCGGGAACUGGAUAAACAAUGAGAAAUGCCGCAAUCCCUGUGACAAAGCCAUCCGCGCUGUAAAGUACACCAACAAGCUGGGAAACCAAACACGUAAGCGCGACCCACUGCGAAGGACCAGUCAUCAUGCUCUUCGACUUUCCGACGAAGUUAAAGCUAUCAUGUCAGAAGGACCUGAGUUUGCCACGGACGAGCAGUUGGAUGCGAUCGCAUCCUUUCAAGAACUGCUAGAGGACAAAGCAACGGGCUCUCUGUUGCGAAGACUGGGAUGGUAUGAUGCAAGAAGCGUCUCCAAAGACCAGAUGAAGUAUCUGAUAAAGCUCUUAUCAGCAAUAUUUUUCCGCGACUAUCAGAUGGAGCUGGAGUUCGAAUGGAAAACUUCUAACGACAAUGUUUUUGGCCGUUACACAUGCGAUGUGCACCCCAGAAUUGAAAUGUCGGCUUUCGACUACAUGGCUGCUUCGCCCCACGGAAAUCUAUCUGCCCGAACCAUGUCACGCCUGAGUACCCUUCUUCAUGAGCUGGUACACGCAUAUCUGGGUUGCUACGCUUGUAGAUGCCCAUCGUUUGUGAAAGAUGUUGAAUCACUUAAGGGACACGGACUAGCGUGGCAGAGGAUUGCGAGCUCGGUGGAACACAAUGCUCCUCGCUUCAUUCACCUACCACUAAUUCUGGGAAGAUUCAGCUCUAUACAAGCUAAUUGGAGCGUACCGCUAUAUUGGCCAACUCAGCAAGAAGUCAAAGAGUGGGAUUUGGAGUGGUAA
Messenger RNA from Alternaria rosae, 861 nucleotides. RefSeq lists its product as uncharacterized. The record is from RefSeq and is a predicted model, not a curated record. Bases 1 to 861 code for a protein of 286 amino acids. The transcript has a single exon. NCBI's taxonomy places the organism in Eukaryota, Fungi, Ascomycota, Dothideomycetes, Pleosporales, Pleosporaceae.